CUAAUUAUUUAGCGUUAAAGGGACACGCAUUCUGUGGGGUGUGUAAUCGUAUUUAUAGUACGUUUUAUUAGUUUGCAUUCCAUCGUGGUAGUGUGGUGAUAUCAUAUGUAAGCGGGGCGCGUAACAUCCGAUUGCUCCUGAAAGGCUUUUCCUGCAGCCCCUGCAGUUUCACUUGUCACUGUCGGGUUCGAUGGGAAGGGGGCUCCUCUGUGUGCUUCUGCCUUGGGUGCCAGUUCCUCCGCAUCGGUGAGACAGCGCCCGGGUGCCCAGCUCGGUUUGGAAAGAACUGUCCGGUGAGCGCGCUGCGCUGAGAUUUAUAGCCGCACGGCUCGGACUGUGUUUGCUGCCUUAGUCAGCUGUGAGAGCUCCCCGCUGGGGCCACUCCUGUCUGAUGGAAAAGCAGCAGCUGGGAAGGUGCUGUUUCAGGCUCUUGCUGUUAAAAAAAAAUGAGAGCGAGAGGGGGAAGAAAACUCCACUAAGUCCAGAAGCUGGCAUUGGAGAGGGAGACCGCGGUCAUGUGGUUCCGGCCACCCUACCCUCUGUCACAGUGCGGAUGAGAGCUUUCUGCUCUUAUCCAAUCAUGCCUGGAAUGCCGCUUGCCACUUGGGUUAUUUCUGCUAUCUGCCGCCCUUGGUGCCGCAGUGCUCACGCUUUGGCAGAUGGAACGCUUUUCCUUGGAGUUCGUGUCUUUGGGGUUUGACUGCUGGCAGCGCCGGGCCUGUUGUUGCUGCUCGCCCUGUCCCUCCCUGGCCCUCUGGGCACCAUGGCCCAUCGGCUUCGGUUUCAUUUUGGCUCCUGCCGCAGCAACACAGCCCCCGAGUCGGAGAUCCUAGACCAGGAGGGAGAAGACGACUUUUUCAUGGCAUUCCACACGCUCCCGCGGCGGGGCGGCGCGGUUGCGCUGGCCCCGAGCGGAGCGCGGGACGCGGGCCUGCGGGGAGGCGUGGGCGCGCUCAAGCGCAGCACGUCCAUGUUCAUUCCGCAGCUGCUGGGCCCCGUGGACGCGCGGCCCACGCGGAGCUCGUCCGUGCAGAUCUCGCUGCAGCGCAAGGCGGCUGACGGCGCCCCCGACGACGGCGAUGCGGGCACGGAGCCGCUGGGGGAGCCCCCCGAGGCCAAGAGCCUCGACGACGGCAGCGGCGAUGGCUCCCCUCCCGGGGCGCCCGGAGCUCCGGGCCCGCAGCUCAAUGGCACGUGCGGCCGCCGCCGAGCGCCGGGCCCUGACGGCCGCGAGGAGGCCGAGCCGCCAGCCGUGCGCAUCCAACACCGCGCGUCCAGCGCCGAUGUGCGCCCGGUGAAGCUGACGCCCUCGGGGGCUGAGGGCCAGGCUGGCCCCGCGGCGGCAGCACCCGAGCCCAGGCGCUGGUCCCUGCAGCACGUUCCAGACGCUUCUGGAAGCUCCGGGAAGCGCUGUUUUGUCUUCCAGCUGCAGCAGCCGCCAGCCGGUGGCUGCGGGCCCGCACCGGGCGGCGACUUCAACUUUGGCUUCACCGGCACCAAGGGGGACAGGUUGGUGAGGUAUCCCCGAAUCCGGCUGGAGAGGAGCAGCUCGUACCCCACGCAGCCCCGGGCCGAGCGCGGGAGUCCUCCGGAGGAGCGCGGCCACCCAGACCCCGAGGCGCCGCUGCGGGGCCGCAGGGUGGCUCCCGAUGCCCACAGGACCGAUGCGGCGGCCGAGAGGUCGCCACAAGGCCAGGGCUGCACGUUUAAGAUCAGGCAGGAUCAAAACGCGGGGCAGCAGCACUUCAGAAUCCUCGUGACUCGGGGGCCCGAGGAAGCCCCCCAGAGUCCCGAGGAGGACGCCGCCGCGGCCGGCCCGGCUUCCACGGGAGCUGGCGCCCCGACACGGGACGACUUCCUGGGACAGGUGGACAUACCCCUUAGUCAUCUCCCGACAGAAGACCCAACCAUGGAGCGACCCUACACAUUUAAGGACUUUCUCCUCCGGCCAAGAAGUCAUAAAUCUCGGGUUAAGGGAUUUUUGCGAUUGAAAAUGGCCUAUAUGCCCAAAAACGGAGGCCAAGAUGAAGAGAACAGUGAGCAGCGGGAUGAGAUGGAGCCCGGGUGGGAAGUCGUUGACUCCAAUGACUCGGCUUCUCAGCACCAGGAGGAGCUGCCCCCGCCUCCGCUGCCCCCCGGGUGGGAAGAGAAGGUGGACAACCUGGGCCGCACGUACUACGUCAACCACAACAACCGGACCACCCAGUGGCACCGGCCCAGCCUCAUGGACGUGUCGUCCGAGUCCGACAGCAACAUCCGGCAGAUCAACCAGGAGGCCGCGCAUCGCCGCUUCCGCUCGCGCAGACACAUCAGCGAGGACCUGGAGCCGGAGCCCAGCGAGGGCGGGGAGGGCCCCGAGCCUUGGGAGACCAUUUCGGAGGAAGUGAACAUGAGUGGAGACUCACUCAGCCUGGCGCUGCCCCCGCCGCCAGCCUCGCCCGUGUCCCGGACGAGCCCCCAAGAGCUGUCCGAGGAGCUGAGCAGAAGGCUGCAGGUCACUCCCGACUCCAACGGCGAGCAGUUUGGGUCUUUGAUUCAGAGAGAGCCGUCCUCCAGGUUGAGGUCCUGCAGUGUCACCGAUGCGGUCGCGGAGCAGGCUCAUCUCCCGCCGCCCAGUGCCCCAGCUGGGAGAGCACGUUCAUCAACUGUCACUGGUGGUGAGGCGCCAACGCCAUCAGUGGCCUAUGUACACACCACGCCGGGCCUGCCCUCGGGCUGGGAAGAGAGGAAAGAUGCUAAGGGACGCACAUACUAUGUCAAUCAUAACAAUCGAACCACAACUUGGACUCGGCCUAUCGUGCAGCUCGCAGAAGACGGCGCGUCCGGAUCCGCCACAAACAGUAACAACCACCUAAUCGAGCCUCAGAUCCGCCGGCCUCGUAGCCUCAGCUCGCCAACAGUAACUUUAUCCGCCCCGCUGGAGGGCGCCAAGGACUCACCCGUACGUCGGGCUGUGAAAGAUACCCUUUCCAACCCACAGUCCCCACAGCCAUCACCUUACAACUCCCCCAAACCACAACACAAAGUCACACAGAGCUUCUUGCCGCCCGGCUGGGAGAUGAGGAUAGCGCCCAACGGCCGGCCCUUCUUCAUUGACCACAACACAAAGACCACGACGUGGGAAGAUCCACGCCUGAAAUUUCCAGUACACAUGCGGUCAAAGGCAUCCUUAAACCCCAAUGACCUUGGCCCUCUUCCUCCUGGCUGGGAAGAAAGGAUCCACUUGGACGGCCGGACGUUUUACAUUGACCACAGCAGCCAGGUGUUAUGUGGCGAGGACGAUGCCAGAGACGCAGUGCCCUCGUACGAUAGCAAAAUUACUCAGUGGGAAGACCCAAGACUGCAGAACCCAGCUAUUACUGGUCCGGCUGUUCCUUACUCCAGAGAAUUUAAGCAGAAAUAUGACUACUUUAGAAAGAAAUUAAAGAAACCUGCGGAUAUUCCAAAUAGGUUUGAAAUGAAACUUCACAGAAAUAACAUAUUUGAAGAAUCCUAUAGGAGAAUCAUGUCUGUGAAAAGACCAGAUGUCCUGAAAGCUAGGCUGUGGAUUGAGUUUGAAUCGGAGAAAGGUCUGGACUACGGGGGCGUGGCCAGAGAGUGGUUCUUCCUACUGUCCAAGGAGAUGUUCAACCCUUACUACGGCCUGUUCGAGUACUCGGCAACGGACAACUACACACUUCAGAUCAAUCCCAAUUCAGGCCUCUGUAAUGAAGAUCAUUUGUCCUAUUUCACUUUCAUUGGAAGAGUUGCUGGGCUGGCAGUAUUUCACGGGAAACUUCUAGAUGGUUUCUUCAUUCGACCGUUUUAUAAAAUGAUGCUGGGAAAGCAGAUAACUCUGAAUGACAUGGAAUCUGUGGAUAGUGAAUAUUACAACUCUUUGAAAUGGAUCUUAGAAAAUGACCCAACUGAACUGGACCUUAUGUUCUGCAUUGAUGAAGAGAACUUCGGGCAGACAUAUCAAGUGGAUCUGAAGCCCAACGGGUCAGAAAUAAUGGUAACAAAUGAAAACAAGAGAGAGUACAUCGACCUAGUCAUCCAGUGGAGGUUCGUGAACAGGGUCCAGAAGCAGAUGAACGCCUUCCUGGAGGGAUUCACGGAACUGCUCCCUAUUGAUUUGAUUAAAAUCUUUGAUGAAAAUGAACUGGAGUUGCUGAUGUGCGGCCUUGGCGACGUGGACGUGAACGACUGGCGACAACAUUCUAUCUACAAGAACGGCUACUGCCCGAACCACCCCGUGAUCCAGUGGUUCUGGAAGGCUGUGCUGCUGAUGGACGCCGAGAAGCGCAUCCGGUUACUGCAGUUUGUCACGGGGACGUCUCGAGUACCUAUGAAUGGAUUUGCCGAGCUUUAUGGUUCCAAUGGUCCUCAGCUGUUUACAAUAGAGCAAUGGGGAAGUCCUGAAAAACUGCCCAGAGCUCACACGUGCUUUAAUCGCCUUGACUUACCUCCGUAUGAAACCUUCGAAGAUUUACGAGAGAAGCUUCUCAUGGCUGUGGAAAAUGCCCAGGGAUUCGAGGGGGUGGAUUAAGUGCCCCCUGCCUCAGGGCGGUUGUUCUUCGAGCAAGUCCUGCUUGCACUUUUGCAUUUGCCUGACAGACUCUGCAGAGACGCUGGCAGAGAGCAGCGCGGCGAGGGGUCCUGGAGCGGAGCCCCUGCCCCCGACUUGCCCACGGCCGACAGGGAGACCCCGUCCCGGGUCGCGUUCCUGCAUUUCCCACCACCAAUUUCCAACUGGUUGAUGUGUAUACUGAUUACAUUUCAGGAGGACUUAUUCUAUUUAUGUUGUGCCUCUGUAGGCCAAGCCCUUAAUAAAUAUUUUCCAUACUUUAUAAUGACAGCGAAUGGAAUUAAUCACUCUACAGGUAUAGUAUUACAACUCAUGUUUACUUUUUAAAAUGAUUUAGACCGAUUUGCAGAUUUUAUUUCACAAUUAAAGAUAUCUCAUGUACUUGGAAAAGUGAGCAUAUUUUUUUUUUUGUAUUUGAAUUUCAUACCAGGUUUAAUGUCGGUGAUGUUUUUAUUUUUAAAGUACUUGGAAAGCCCCACCCCCUACCGGAUUAGCUAUGGAAGACUGACUUCUGUCCAAAAUCCUUCUGCAGACAAAUACUCUUAACAUUAGCCAUCAUGACAGUUUUUUCCAUGCUCAGAAUGAAAACUGGAUAUUACAUUUUUUUGUUCAAAAUUAGCGUAAUAGCUGCAGACUGAGAGAAUUGUAACAUAGCAUGACAAAAUUUGUGUUGACUUGAAGGAAUCACACCAUUAUUCCUUAGAAGUAACUACGUGUGCUGGAGCACGUUUGAGGCAGGGUUGGACUAUGACUUCUCGAAGAGAAGCUACUUAACCCUUCCCGAUGCUGUACAGCCCUCCUGUCAUAUUCUCCUCCUCGCUGUUGUAGUUGAGACGCUCGAAUGGAACUUGGCACCAAGUGACGGGAGAGCAGGCCUGUGCAGCCUCCCGCCUGUGCGCGUUUGCGAACGGUAGCUGAACACGCAACUUCUGUUCUAACUGCACCAGUUCUGAAGGCACUUUAUGUACCACAUGGAGGUCAUGCCUGGUUUUGUUUUGGGUUUGUUUUUUAAUCAUAACAUUGAAUGUGAUUUCUUCUCUCUGCACAUGCCUUUCCGGUGCAAUAUCUAUCGGUUGUGAAUCUGGCUGCUGGUGUCUAAACCCUGGCUGUAAAGCUGAGCCUAGAGGCCUGUCCUCGCCAAGCGUUUUGUGAUUUCUACUCCACUGCAAAGAUUACUAGACAAUCUAACCGGGUUUUGUUCCCGAUGACCUGUUGCAUGCUUCCAUACCGUGCUCUGCCCGCGCUGUGUCCGUCGCGUGCUAGAUUAAAAGGGCGGAGAGACCUGAUUUGACACCCAGACGUCUGGCUCUCCAGCUGACCCUGCUGGGGGUGGAGAGCUCUGCGGGAUUCGUGUUUGUGGCCACUCUCGAGUCCUCGCUGCAGAACUGUGUUUUGAGGGGACGCCUGAGGCAGGGCUAGGGGAUCUAGCAGACCCUUCUGUCCUUAACCUGUGUUGUCCUAAGCCCUGUGGCGGCCGUCCAGGGAAACUGGAUAGAUUGCUUGCCUGUUGUAGAUGAGACCAAAAGAACUGUGGUUUCAGGGCCUCCACUUAGGAUCUUCCGGGUGGCUUGUGGGAAGCCUCGAGUGUUUGUAGUUGAGCUGUUUAAAGGGGCUGCAGAGCCCUUGGCAUCUAAAAGGUGGAGUUCUACAGAGCUGAGGGUUGUUUCCUUCUCAUGUUGAUUUUUAAAAAUCCAGUAGUGAUCAGAAAACCUAGAUGUUGAGUAAUUAGGGAAAAAAAAACAAUAUUGCUCAUUAUUUUUACCUCUUGGUGGGAUUUUCUCCCUUCAGUUGAUAUAACAAGUAUCUUCUUCUCUUAGCCCCUCGGCUUGCUUUUUAUGAUUCAUGUCAAAGCCUGGGAGAGCAGUGUGCUGGGAUGGGUUUUAUAAGUGUGUAAUUAUAGGGAAGAAAUCCAACAAUCCUUGUGGAAGAACUGGGAUUCUUCUGUCAUUUCAUAAAUUCUUAAAUCAGAAUGUUCACUGAAUGCAAAUUAGGCAAAGUACUGAAAAUACACAAGAAAACCCAUUCUAAGAUCAUUUCUGUGCCAAGAACAGAUAAGAAUUAUUGAAAUAGACCCCCGUGAAUACUUGGAAGGCGGUAAUUGUGAAUGACAGUUCAGUUCAUCUCUCCCUUAUUAUCUGAUUUCAGUGACAGCUCGAAAGUGCUGGGUUUAGAGUUUGUUUGGGGGUUUUGGCUUCCUUGAAUCCAAAUAAGCUUCUCCAGUUCUCAGCAACUCUCCGUGUUCCACUCUUUGUCUAAAACGGUCACGUACCUUGCUUUCUCUGGAUCCUGACGACCACUGCCCACCACUUUCACGCUGUAGCCUCAGGCGGCGGCAGGGAAGAGGCGAGUGGGCUGAGCAGAGGCCUCUGCCCACCUGGCUCAGCAGGCCUGGGGGCAGAGGAUGGUGUUGCCGCCCCAGAUCUCUUGAACAGUGAUGCCUUCCUAGAAAUGACCAGGAUCCAGCUUCUCUAGUCCCCUGGAAAAGAGCCAUUGUGGGCCAUUUUGCCACAAGGUUAAGAAGUCAGUUCCAGAAUUUGCAUGUGGUUGAAAGGUUUUUAAACAUCGGCUAACCCAGUCACCUGUAAAAGUCCUGCGUGUUUCUAGUCCCCCCUCUUGUCGGCCUAACAGUGAGUUUGGGGAGUCCUGCUUGGUAGGGAUUGGCUCCAGGCAGGGUCUGCUCGUCUACCUGCCGCCUCUGCGACAGGGAGUGAUGAGGCGUGGGUCUCAGCACUCUUUUCCUUUCUCCUGAAACAUGUCCCUUUACUUAGCAAGGCGCUUUGGUAGCUCCCACCAGAUACUCCCUAAGGCUGGAUGACAAAUGCCUGACAUGGUUUGUUCCUCCCACAUAAGGAUGCAGGGACAGGUUCUGAGAAGAAUGGUUCGCAAAAUAUUUGAACCACUCUCUGCAUGUCACACUGUUCAAUGGACAGCAUGGACCGUUGCUGUGUGACCUUGCCAGGUCCAAACUGGCCCCCUUGAAAACCGAGCUUGUGUGCCGCAAACUACUAAUUGUCCUCACAGUUACUAAUUGUUUCUCACAUGACUCCGCUGUUUUUCUAAGUCUUGUAUCUUGCCUCUGAAAUGUCAGGAUCCAUAGAGCACGCCUGGGUUAACCAGUCCUCAAGCCCUUGCCCAGCGGUACGCUGGGCCUCCUCACCCUGACUCCGCAGCCCUGGCGGACCCCGGUGUCGUCUCCUGCCCUGCCGGCAGGGGGCGAAGCCGUGCAGGGGACCCUCCUCCGACCCCCAGGAGGUCCUGCACUACCUCUGUCUUAUUCAGACUUUGGGGUACACCCUGGUAAGUCAAACUGCCAAUUUUAGGUCCGAGAUGUGCUUUUUAAAAUAAACCGUAAUAAACUCCACUUUGUACUUUAGAUUUUAAAACUGGGAAGAAAAAUGUGAUAUACUUUGGACCACUUUUUUUUUUAAUUUAUCGAAGCCUUAACGAACAGUGUAUAUACAUCUGCGUUCACACCCCCCACCCCUGUCCCCAGAGUGUUUUCAGCACGUCAGGGACAAAGCUGUAGCGUUAGGAUGUGAGCUUGUAUGUGUUAUAGGAAAGGCGAGCUUUCUGUUGGUGCAGAAUCGUCCAAGAAAACCUCUCGUUUAGACCCCUCCCCUCCGUUAAAGGUGUUGCGUGCAUGUUUAGGACGCAUGUCUUUUCGGUGGUCGGCUUUGUGUUUGUACGAGUGGCGGUAGAGCCUCACGGCGUUGGUGACAGGCCUCUGUGUGCUGCCUUCUUGACGUGUAUCAGUGCAUCGUAAGCCUCGUGACCGUGACCCCGUGUCCACAGGCAGAAUCUGCGUUCCUACAGAAGCCACUUUGCCCCUCCCUCAGACUAAUUUCACCUGGACUGUCACGGUUUCCUUCAUGUUAACUUCGCAUUUAACUGUUGCUCCUUCACAACUAUGUAUGUAAUAUAUGUACGAACAUCUGCUGUGCAAAUCUAUCUGUAUAUAUUUGUAUAGCAUUUACACCUACCUUGAGGAAUCUGGUUUCGAAAGGGAGUGAGAGGUUAGUCCCUGCUACCGUUUUCUCCAAGCUGUGUCCUGAGAAUUCUGACCCUCAGAGAACCCAAGGGAGAUGAUGAUAGAAUAUGCUGUCAUCUCUUAAUUCAGCAUCUAUUAUCAAACAAAACAUGAAAAAAAAAAAAAACAGUGACUUUUAAGGUGAAAAGUUUCAAGCAUUCCAAAUGAAUUCUCAAUGUUUCGUAACUUUUUAUUAUAACCUCACCUCCUAAUACAAAGCCAAGUACUAUUUGAUACAGUGAUUAAAAACCAAACAACUUGGAAAUUUUUUAAAAGACAUCGUCUGGCUAAAUGCUCAUUUUCACAAUCAGAAUAGCUUUAAAAUAGUUGAAUUUGAUACACGUAGAAAAGGUUUUGUUGAAGAACAAAUUCCUUUUGCUUUUCGUUUUUCUUGAGAGACCUAAAGAGAAAUUGUGGAUUGUUUUCCUGACUUAACAAGAGUAUUGUGACAAAAUGAAGUCAUUGUAAAGACGUGAUGCGACUUGUCAAAUAUUUAAUAAAGGAUUGUGGAAGCCGGAACUUUUUCUACAUCAA
Capra hircus (goat) is the source of this 9128-nucleotide messenger RNA. It is a transcript of the gene NEDD4L, whose product is annotated as neural precursor cell expressed, developmentally down-regulated 4-like, E3 ubiquitin protein ligase. The record is from RefSeq and is a predicted model, not a curated record. NCBI's taxonomy places the organism in Eukaryota, Metazoa, Chordata, Mammalia, Artiodactyla, Bovidae. The transcript has 28 exons. Bases 764 to 4528 code for a protein of 1254 amino acids. Gene Ontology annotation, molecular function: protein binding; ubiquitin protein ligase activity; sodium channel inhibitor activity. Gene Ontology annotation, biological process: ubiquitin-dependent protein catabolic process; regulation of dendrite morphogenesis.